AUGGACUCUCUUGCCAACGUCCUGCGCACAUCGGAGGCCAUUCCGUUCGCCUCUGUCUCUGCCCAGCGCCGCGACGGCUCUCACAUCAUCUCACUAAACGUCGACAGGAACGUCUUUCAGACCUCCGCCAAGAAGCCUAUUGGCGACCAGACCGUUUACGCCCUGGCUUCACUCACCAAGUUGCCCACGACAGUCGCCGCCUUACAGCUCGUCGAGAAGGGUCUCAUCGCCUUGGACGAUGAUGUGUCCAAGAUUGUCCCUGUAUUGGGAAGACAGAAGGUCUUGUCUGGCUGGAACGACGAUGGUACCCCCAUCUUGACGCCAAGGAGCGGGCCGCUUACACUGCGACAUCUCCUCACACACUGCGCUGGAGUCUCGUACGACUUCAACGACGAGCAGCUGCAACGCUACCACAAGCACAGGGGGUCUAAGCCAAGUCACGGCGCAACAGUGGACGAGCGCUUCAAUCUACCCCUGCUCACGGAGCCAGGAGAGUCGGGCUGGGUGUACGGCGGGGGGCUCGACUGGGUCGGCAAGAUUGUCGAGAGCCUGAGUGGCCUGAGUCUGGAGGAGUACUUCAAGAGGCAUCUAUGGAAGCCCCUUGGCGUCCAAAGUUUCACCUUCUGGCCCCAGUCCCUGAAAGACACGGGCCACGACCUGGCCGCCAUGAUCGCAAGGUCGCGACGAACAGGGAAACUCAGGCAGCUGCCUGUCGUCGGACUCCCGUUCAACCAGGGAGCCGAGGACUGCUUCGGUGGCCAAGGUGCCUUCUGCUCUUCCAAUGACUUCAUGAAGCUCCUGCACGCUCUGUUGGUGAAUGAUGGCACGUUACUGCGCAGGGAGACGGUGGACAUGAUAUUCGAGGGACAACUCCCACAAGGGUCCAGACACGCUCUCGAAGCGUCAAUGAAAGAGCCAACGUGGACACUAGGGGAGUACAGUCCCGAGGAGGUCUACGAUUGGGGAUUGGGUGGCCUGCUCAUCAACACAGCUUCGAACAACACAGGCUCUAUCAAGCAAGAAGAGGCAACAAUGACAUGGGGAGGAGCCGCCAAUCAGUUCUGGUUCAUUGAUCGGAAGAAGGGUAUUUGCGGCCUGUUCAUGACUCAGGUCCUGCCACAAGGUGACCCCGACAUCAGGAAGCUGAUCCAAGAGUUUCAUACCCUGGUGAACCGAGAUGGCGAGGAGCCGAAAAGCAGGCUCUGA
Messenger RNA from Emericellopsis atlantica, 1206 nucleotides. RefSeq names its product beta-lactamase/transpeptidase-like protein. The transcript is spliced from 3 exons. The record is from RefSeq and is a predicted model, not a curated record. Lineage: Eukaryota; Fungi; Ascomycota; Sordariomycetes; Hypocreales; Bionectriaceae. The coding region runs from base 1 to 1206 and encodes 401 amino acids.